AUGACAUCUGAAGAAGCACCCGAGUAUACGAGCGAGCUCAACGUCCUGAGCCCAGUAUCUCCCAAGCCUGUCCAUUACCCAGUGCCAUCUAACAUUCCCGUUCUUGAGAACCAAAUCGACCCCGUCUUUAACCAGACCGGGACACACAUGGUUGAACCCCUCCCUCAACAACUCCCGCCUCCCAUGUAUCUCGACCAGCAAGCUGCCUCCUAUACCCAAAACCUUCAUCAACAGCAGCAACAGCAACACGUCCAACAUGAACAUGCUCAUUCUAACCACCCUGAAGCCUACAUGACUCAACAGGCAGGUCAAGUAGGGCAGGGUCAAACCCAAGCUCCUUCUCAGGCGCAGGAUCAGGGCCAUCAAGCUUAUCAUCAGGCGCAAGAGCAUGCAUCGAUUGGAACGGAUAGUCAGACCAAUCAAGUUCCUCCUGUCGUUCAUUAUGACGAGAAGUACUCUUACCAACCUGCUGCCCCUGGUGUCGUCGCCUCUUCUGACGCCUCUGCCACUGCCACUGCAUCUGUUCCAUCUGACCUUCCUUAUCCUUCUACUGCUGCCCACCAUCUUCCUGCCUUGCCAAACCAGUCCAACAACGAAGCCUCUUUCCAGAGCAAUUCCUUCCAGCCUCAGAGCCAAAGCAACUCGUUGUCAGCCAACGUUAGCGCGUCUGAGCAUCCUCCAGGUGUUGAAGCCAAUAGUCUGCAGAGCCUGCUCAACAACUUGUCAAACCCCAGCCAUAGUCAGGCUCAGUCCAUUUCUCCUUCCUCCCAGGUCGCGCAAACCUCAUCCGGUGCCGCAAACACAGCACACGCCGCCGCUCAACACGAGCAAGCCUAUUCGACCUACACGAACAACCUCCACACUCAACAACCGCAGCAGCAGCAACAGCAGCAGCAGCCAAACGGAGGACACACAGGCAACAAUGUAAGAGUAGGAGCCAAUGGUCUACCACCGCCACCUGUAGCCUCGUUUCAGCAAGGCCUCAAGCUUGAGAGUCAGCGCGAGAGAAAGCUAGCAACAGGCGAAGCUCUAGACGAGGACGAUCAGCCAUGGACACCUGAAAUACAGAAGCGCUAUGACAACUUCCUUACCGAGGAGAGAAAGUAUGUGACUGAGGGCAAUUGGGAACAGUUUCCCUACGGAUCGAGGCUGUUCGUGGGAAACCUCUCUAGCGAGCGCGUGACGAAGCGCGACAUUUUCCACGUCUUCCACAAGUACGGUGAUCUUGCCCAGAUCUCCAUCAAGCAGGCGUAUGGCUUUGUACAGUUUCUGGAGUCCAAUGGAUGCUCAAAAGCCAUCAACGCGGAGCAAGGAAAGACGAUUCGUGGCAAGAAGAUUCAUCUUGAGGUCAGUAAACCUCAGAAGAACCGCAAUCCCGAUCCUCGCGCUCCUCGUCGCUCACGUUCGCCCGACACUGGCCGAGCUGGCAGCUCAUCGGUAAUUCCAGAUCGCUACUUGCCAGGCGAUAGACGAGCAGAAAGAGACAGAGAUAGGGACAGAAACAGAGACAGAAGAUCGCGCGACUACCGCCCAGGAAGAUCUCCUUCACCGCGAUCUCCCAGAUCUCCUAGAUCGUACCGUGGUCGCGAUCGAAGCAGGGACAGAUAUGACGCUCGGUACAGGAGCAGAUCAAGAACACCUCCCUAUGGCAGUCGUGGCGGUCGCUUCCGCAGUCCUAGUCCUCCAAGACUUUCGAGACGCAACAGCGACGACGAUCUGCCGCUGCCGCGAAGAGCUCCACGCGAUGUGCCAGAUGUGCAAAUCAUCGUUUUGGAUGAUCUCGAUCGCAACUUCAUAGCUUGGUUGGAACACUCCUUCACACUUCAGGGCAUCCGUGUCGACGUGCUGCUUCUAUCUCCGCGUCUGUCGGAAGCUGCAGUCGUCCGGCGUCAGAUCCUCGAGGGUGUUCUCGCUGUCUCACGCAUCACUCGCAUCAACCAACAAACAGCCAAGAUACCUCUGCAGAUCUUCGAUCGUCGCGCUGGUAUCGAGAAUGUUCGCUUCGACGAGUAUGACAACCUCGAUCCUACUAUUGCUGCUCAAUUGGUUCUGCGCGCAAAGGCUGCCCCUGCUUAUGCGCCACCACAGCCUGUACCUGCCCCAGUACAGUAUGGGUAUGGCGCAGGCGUCACUACUGCCGCUCCCAACUUGUCUAACCUUAUCACCUCUCUUGAUCCUACUGGUUUGCAGAAGCUACUUGGUGUCAUGCAACCACCUGGUAUUCCGACUGGCCCACACCCUGGCCUUCCUCCUGCCACAGCCUUGACACCGGAUCUGGCAAAACUUCUGGGUAAUGCGGCUGCAGUGCGUCCUCCACCACCUCCGCUACCCUCACCAGGCAUACAGACACCUGGUCUGCAAUCUCCACCCUCCUACGCUCAACCCCAUCACCCUCACCCUCAUCAGGAUCCACUCGCUGCUCUGAGAAACAAUCCCACGUUGGCUAGCUUGCUUGCUCAACAGCAGCAGCAGUCGCCUCAAAACAUCAAUGUCUCUCAUCUGGGUGUUCAGACGCCUAAUAUGCGCUCGCCAGUUCAACCACAGCGACCACAAACCUUGCCUAACCCCGGACAACCUGAUAUGGCAGAUAUUCUUGCCAAGCUUGGGUCAUAUAGGCGAUGA
Molecule: messenger RNA, 2622 nt
Organism: Aureobasidium musti
Lineage: Eukaryota; Fungi; Ascomycota; Dothideomycetes; Dothideales; Saccotheciaceae
Source: the annotation of a GenBank genome assembly